This is a messenger RNA of Callorhinchus milii (elephant shark), 2336 nucleotides long. RefSeq names its product DEAD (Asp-Glu-Ala-Asp) box polypeptide 51 (gene ddx51). The record is from RefSeq and is a predicted model, not a curated record. The coding region runs from base 1 to 2160 and encodes 719 amino acids. NCBI's taxonomy places the organism in Eukaryota, Metazoa, Chordata, Chondrichthyes, Chimaeriformes, Callorhinchidae. The transcript is spliced from 17 exons. Gene Ontology annotation, cellular component: nucleus. Gene Ontology annotation, molecular function: ATP binding; nucleic acid binding.
AUGGUUGACGGCUUGGAGAGAGGAAUGUUUUGCGGCGAUGAGGAAAGUGUCGGUGACGGUGACAGUGAGACCCGCGCUCGGGCUUUGCUGCAGCGGCUUCACCAGCAGGUCAGGGCCAGGCAGCAGCCGGGGGUCAGCCCCGCGGCCCCGGGGGAGGCGGGAGGCCCGCGCUGUGGGCCGGUGGCAGGUGCGCACAGCCAAACAACUCCGAGGAAACGAGAAGCAAAUGACCAGACGAAAAGCUCAGGGAAAAGGAGAAGGAAAACAGAGUAUCUGCUGAAUGAUCCUCAAGAGCGCGGAGAGGAAACUGAUGGCCGAGCAUUGAACUGUCCAGAGGAAGGCAGCAAAGCCCCCACUGCCGAACAGGACAACGUGAAGAAGGAAUUGCUCUCCGCAAAAAAGAGGAUGAGUGUCGGAAAGGAAAGGAAAAAGAGAGAAAAGGAGAAAGAAUCUGUAGAUAAAACGCUGGACCCUGGAACUGAAUCAGAUUUGACAGAUACAGCUGUGAAGCAAACAGAUUCACCUAAAAAGAACGGAGAGAUGGCAGAUCCUGAGCACCAGCAAAAAAGUGCUGCCAAUGUGCAUCAGAGUGAAGAGAAUUCAGCUCCCCAACCCAGUCUGACUAUUCUAGGUGGUUUCAAGAAGAAACCUAUCCAAAAGGUGCAACGGACCCUGCCCCAGUGGCUCUCCAACCCCAUGCUGGUCAACAGAGACAUCAAACAGCAUUUGACACCGAUUGAGGCUGUGCCUGGAAUCCAUCCCAAACUACUUCGGAAGCUGCAGGGCAAUGGCAUCCACUUCUUCUUCCCUGUUCAGGCUGAGGUCAUCCCCAUGGUGCUGGAGAGUGCAAAGCAUGGGCUCAUGUUGGGGCGCGGGGGCUACAGGCCAAGUGACAUCUGUGUGUCUGCACCAACUGGCAGCGGGAAAACUCUGGCCUUCCUUAUCCCUGUCCUUCAGGCGCUGAUGGACCGUGCUGUUUGCAGAAUUCGAGCUCUGGUGGUGCUCCCAACUAAAGAACUGGCUCAGCAGGUGUGUAAAGUUUUCAAUGUUUAUGCUGACGGCACGGGUGUGAGGGUAGUGUUGAUGGCUGGACAGAAAUCAUUUGCUGUGGAACAGACCUCUCUUGUUGAGCACACAAUUGAAGGCUACCGCAGUCUGGUAGAUAUUGUCGUUGCCACACCCGGUCGUCUUGUGGACCACAUUGCAAGAACACCCGGAUUUAGCCUGCAACAUCUGAGAUACUUGGUAAUCGAUGAAGCAGACACAAUGAUUGACAGUAUGCACCAAGACUGGCUAAUGCAGGUGGUAAAGGCAGUGUAUCAAGCGGAUGCAAACUUAGCUGCUGGCAAACUGUUCAGGAGAACAGAGCCCGGUCUCUGCACAGCACAGAGCAGCACGUGUGUGCAGAUGCCGCUGCAGAAGCUACUGUUCUCUGCUACCCUUACCCCAAAUCCUGAGAAACUGCAACAGUUGUCACUUUACCAGCCUCAGCUAUUUACCUCAACUUACACUGCACCGGGGCAAUGCAGGCCCCAGAGCCAAGGCCAUCACUCAGUGGAUCAAAUGGAAAUGAAGUACACCCUGCCAGAGGGGCUGACUGAAUUCUAUGUCCCGUGCCAACUCAACAAGAAGCCUCUAAUAAUCUUGUACUUCAUGUUGAGAAUGAGGUUCCGACGUGUGCUGUGUUUCACUAACUCCAGGGAAGCCUCUCACAGGUUAUAUGUUUUGAUCCGUGCGUUUGGUGGCAUUGAAGUUGCGGAAUUUUCCUCCAGACUUUCUCCUCAAGAAAGACGGAAAACCCUGAAAAUGUUUGAGCAAGGAAAACUACAACUACUGAUCAGCACUGAUGCAACCGCCAGAGGGAUUGAUAUUAAAGAAGUCAUGUGCGUGAUUAAUUAUGAUGCUCCACAAUUCAUUAGGACAUACAUCCACAGAGUUGGGAGGACGGCUCGGGCUGGGAAGGCUGGUCUAGCAUUCACAUUCCUCUUACAUGUCCAGGAGGAAAGAUUCCUUCAGAUGAUGAAGGAUGCUGGCAGCAAAGAGUUGAAGAAGCAGUUGGUGAAACAUGAAAACCUGACCCCACUGAUCCCACGCUAUGAGGAAUCCUUGCUGGAUCUCAAGCGUGCCCUAAAGGAUGAACAAAGGAAGCUUGGAAAAUGAAUCUAUAUAAACAGGAAUGUUUGAUACUCAUAAGGACAGAGAAGAGUCCGACAUUGUCGCAUGCUUCUCAGGAGGCCUUCAUUGCUGUAAUACCCAUCAUUCAAACUGAUGAAACAUUGCCUUUUAUAUGUAUUUAUAUAAAAUUGCCAGUUACAAGCAAUAAAAAACUGGUGGAA